This is a messenger RNA of Anolis carolinensis (green anole), 2302 nucleotides long. Its product is annotated as hepatocyte nuclear factor 1-beta. Gene Ontology annotation, biological process: pancreas development; positive regulation of DNA-templated transcription; liver development. Bases 60 to 1781 code for a protein of 573 amino acids. The transcript has 9 exons. Lineage: Eukaryota; Metazoa; Chordata; Lepidosauria; Squamata; Anolidae. The record is from RefSeq and is a predicted model, not a curated record. Gene Ontology annotation, cellular component: nucleus. Gene Ontology annotation, molecular function: DNA-binding transcription factor activity, RNA polymerase II-specific; RNA polymerase II cis-regulatory region sequence-specific DNA binding.
GGCAGGUGUCGGCGGGCCUUUCCCUCCCGGGCGCAGAGUCCCGUCGAGCGAGCCCGGCCAUGGUGUCCCGGCUGAGCGCCCUGCAGGAGGAGCUGCUCAAGGCGCUGCUGGCCUCGGGCCUCUCCCGCCAGGCCCUGGUCCGCGCCGUCGAGGAGCUCAUGCCCGGGCCCAGCGCCCCCGGCGCCCCGGCCCCGCACCUCGGCAGCGGCGGCGGCGGAGGGGUCAAGCUGGAGGCCCUGGCGCCCGCCUCGCCCCCCGGGGCCCGGCCCCUCAGCAACGGAGGCGGGACAGGGAAGGGCAAGCUGUCCGGGGACGAGGGCGCCUCCGAGGAGGACGGCGACGAGGACUUCGACACGCCGCCCAUCCUGCGCGAGCUGCAGGCCCUCAACACCCAGGAGGCCGCCGAGCAGCGCGCAGAGGUCGAGAGGAUGGUCAGCGAGGACCCAUGGCGGGCGGCCAAAAUGAUCAAGGGCUACAUGCAACAGCACAACAUCCCUCAAAGGGAGGUGGUGGACGUCACGGGGUUGAACCAGUCCCAUCUCUCCCAGCACCUCAACAAGGGAACCCCCAUGAAAACCCAGAAGCGGGCCGCCCUCUACACCUGGUACGUCCGGAAGCAGAGGGAGAUCCUUCGGCAGUUCAACCAGACAGUCCAGGGUUGUGGAACUAUGACAGACAAAAGCAGUCAAGAUCAGCUGCUGUUUCUCUUUCCAGAGUUUAACCAGCAAAGCCAAGGCGGGGGCCACCUGGACGACCCCUGCGCCGAAACGCCCAGCAAGAAGAUGCGGCGCAACCGCUUCAAGUGGGGCCCGGCCUCCCAGCAGAUCUUGUACCAGGCCUACGACCGGCAGAAGAACCCCAGCAAGGAGGAGAGGGAGGCCCUGGUCGAGGAGUGCAACAGGGCCGAAUGCCUCCAGCGGGGCGUCUCACCUUCCAAAGCGCAUGGCCUGGGUUCGAACCUGGUCACGGAGGUCCGUGUCUACAACUGGUUUGCCAACCGGAGGAAAGAGGAGGCCUUCCGCCAAAAGCUGGCCAUGGACGCCUACAGCACUGGCCAGCCCCACACCAUGAACCUUUUGCUCUCCCACAAUUCCCCACACCACGUCCAGGCCAGCGCUUCCCCGCCGAGCAAGAUGACAGGCGUCCGCUACGGCCAGGCCGGGCCCAACGACGUCCCCUCUUCCUCGUCCAUCGGCCACCACGUCAACAGCACCAGCGCCAUGGUCACCUCCAGCCAGGCCAUCCUCCAGCAGGUCUCUCCGGUGGGCUUGGACCCCGGCCACGGACACGGCUUGCUGGCCCCGGACGGGAAAAUGAUCACCGUCUCCGGAGGCGGACUCCCUCCGGUCAGCACCCUCACCAAUAUCCACAGUUUCUCGCAUCACAAUCCCUCGCAGUCUCAGAACCUCAUCAUGGCCCCGUUGUCAGGCGUCAUGGCCAUCACGCAGAGCUUAAACAGCUCGCAAGCGCAAACCGUGCCGGUCAUCAACAGCGUGGCCAGCAGCUUGGCCGCCCUCCAGCCUGUCCAGUUCUCCCAGCAGCUGCACAGUCCGCACCAGCAGUCGCUCAUGCAGCAGUCGCCCAGCCCCAUGGCCCAGCCGCCCUUCAUGGCCACCGUGACGCAGCUCCAGAACUCGCACAUGUACUCCCACAAGCAGGAGCCCCCCCAGUAUUCCCACACGUCCCGCUUCCCUUCGGCCAUGGUGGUCACGGAUACGAGCGGCAUCACUUCGUUGACCAACAUGUCUUCCAGUAAACAGUGUCCACUACAAGCUUGGUGAUGCAGCUCCAGAGGCCACUUCCUUUGCGUCUACCAUCCGGAAACGGUUUUGUGUUCGGCCUCAUCCUGCCAGAGACUCUUGAUGGCGUCUCGGGGCCCGGCGGGCCGAACAGGGGAGAGAUCGCCUGGCAUCGUCCGCACCAGAAGAUGCAAAACGGUGUCCGCACGGAUCUGGUCCUCCACGGCAGAGCUUUCCCCGUAGUUUUUUUUCCCUCCUGAGACUUUUUGAAAGUAUUUUCCUCCCCAAGGGCAUUGUUGCGAGAGGCGAAAGAACAAAGAGCGGAGAAGGAGCUUUGGCGAGAACGCAAAGCGGAAGAUCAAUCGUAUUUAUACAAGAGACACGGUCCUCUGCUGGGACGGACUGGAGAAAGAGAGAGAAACUGGGGGCUGUCGAACUGAGCCAACCGAUAUGUACAUAGAGAGAGAGAAAAAUCCCCUUCCCGCGGCUUCCCUUUUCCCUUCCCUUUCCCGUGGCCGACCCACAGAGAUUUAUAUUAAAGGAAAUCCACUUUGUCCAAUGGA